Molecule: messenger RNA, 3858 nt
Organism: Sitodiplosis mosellana (orange wheat blossom midge)
Lineage: Eukaryota; Metazoa; Arthropoda; Insecta; Diptera; Cecidomyiidae
Gene: Prp4k
Product: serine/threonine-protein kinase PRP4 homolog
Exons: 8
Coding region: 600-3545 (981 amino acids)
Biological process (GO): peptidyl-serine phosphorylation; peptidyl-threonine phosphorylation; mRNA cis splicing, via spliceosome
Molecular function (GO): protein serine/threonine kinase activity; ATP binding
Source: RefSeq, a predicted model, not a curated record
ACCAAAAUAAUAUACACCAUUUGAUUGCACGAAUCGCCGUGUGUGCGACGUCUGUAGAAUCUGUCGAUGUAGUCGAAAAUCGGUUGUAAAACGUUUAGAGCGACACGAUAUGUCAAAAUGCUUGGUGCACUCGCAUUAGGUUAAAUUCAUAUAAUACAUUCACUGAGUGUGACCCAGUUCAUUCAACAAUAUUUGUGGAGAAAUUGGAAGAAACAGUGAUUGUUUUUUGGUGAAAAUCUGACAAAAACACGAAACCGAAUUGUUCAGAUUGCUUUACGAACGUGAAAAACAAAGACCGACUGGCAGUGGAAUAUGCACAGAAUAUGAUUUGGGUGGUUUUUUCUCUCUUCGCGAAUCUGAUUGGCAGCAACAAUCACCGAAAUCCGAAAACGUCAAACUCAAUCAACAAAAGCCAACCAACCUAGAGCUAAGAUCGAGUAUAUCAAUAAACGUAACCAAGUGUUUGUUUGAUAAUUUUUCCACCAAUUUCUUUCAUAUGAACUUUUUGUUUUUCCGAAUUUCUUUCUUGUUUUUGAACAAAUUAUUCAAAUAAACUGCGUUGAAUUUGCGAAUACACACUCGGGAAAUCAAUUGACAACAUGGGAAGUGAUAAGAAACGCACUCAUGAAUCGGACAAUGAAUCGUUGGAUUUGGAGAAACGAAGCCGACGAGAUCGAGAUGGCGAAUCAUCGAAAAGUAAAAAGAAACACAAGAAACAUAAGAAGAAUAAGAAGUCGAAGAAACAUGAUGGCGAUGGCAAAGAGAAACACAGCAGCAGUAAAAAGCAUAAAAAACAUCACAAACGUUCCAAGUCCAGUGAUGGCUUUAGCUCCGAAUCAAACACAGACAUUGCAGCGGUGAAACUGAAGGGUGAUACGGUGAGCUUGUCAAGUCGCCAUGACACCGAAACAAAGCUACCUCCACAAUCGACGUCAACGCUCAACACCAAAUUUACGGAAAUUAUGAAAUCCAAUGGGCAUGUUGUUGUGGCUAAGGCACCAAUACUGACAAAAUACAACGGAAAUGGUGCGGACGCAUCCAAACGUGACAGUAGUGCUAGUAAAAUUCCAACCGAUCCAAGUAAAUUAGUCGAAUUUAUUACGAAAUCACUUGAUCCGAACACAUCGACCCAAGUCGUUUCGUCGGCAUCCGACAGUGAUACCGUGCGUGAUGUCGAUAGUCCAGAUGUGGCUGUUAUCGAAGAGGAUGAUUUAAAUUUGGAGGAACUUAUGCGGCAGAAGGCUCUCUUGCAGGCGCGACUGGGUGGCAUUGUGAUGUCAGACACGGAGAGUGAAAAUUCACACAAGACACCGCUUUCGUCUAAUGUCACCGUUGCUACAGCAGCAGCCGCCGUUGCCGCUAUAAACAAAGCCAUCGCAGACGAUAAAAAUAGCGACAAGACAAAACUGAAACGAACAGCCGAACCUCCCACCAACGAUAUCAUUCUGCUCGAUGACAGUAGCAAUGAAGCUUCCGAAAAACCAUCUCCACCGAAAAAGAAAUCACGCAGCAGUCGAUCCAGGAGCAGGGAACGUACGUACAAGGAUCGAACCGGUGGCAAUAGUCGCAACAAUCGUGACAACAACCGUGACAAUCGUGACAGCCGAGACAACCGAGACAACAAUCGUGACAAUGAUAAAACGUCGAAAAAUCGCCGGUCCGAUGUUGAAAAUCGGUUCAAAGAAGACUUACGCAAAGAAAUCGACCGUGACAGAGAGCGGAGCAGGAAUAGCCCGAAACGGCAAAGUUCGUCGGCUAAUAAACCUGGAACAUAUUCACCCAAUACAAAGUCUCGAAUAUCAAUGACUGAACGAAAUAAAACACAGUCAUCGUCGAGCACAUCAUCGGCAAUCCAGCGCGAACGGGAGGAUCGAAAUAAAGCACGUGAGUACCAUGAUAAAUACGACCGUUAUGACCGGUAUGGCAGUAGGCAGAAGCAUUCAAGAGAUGACAAAUAUCGUUCGGAGGACGCAUCGCGUAAACGAAAAGACGAACGAAGUGACAAGUACAUGGGAUCAUUGAGUGAAGGUCAAAAGCACAAAGAAUCGAGCAGUGGCAGUGACGUGGGCGACAUUGAUAUUGACGACGAGGACGAAGAAGAGAAAAUUAUCGAAAUGCGACGAAAAAAGCGAGAAGAGCUGAUGAAGAAACUAUCCACUGGUGGUGGUGGAACGAAGGAUAGCCGCUCUCAGUUGAUUGCCGAUUCUAUGACAGACGAAAGCAAUGAUGACGUCAUAUUUGUGGAAGAACCGGGACUAAAAUCAUUCAAAAACCUAUUUUCACACGAACCAACCAAAAGUGAGUUGAAAAAAUCAACCACACCGCCGCCACCAAUUGAUCUCAACGAAGCGAAAGAUAGAGAUCACAAAGACUUGAACAAAUCGAAAACCGAUGGCAACGGUGCUACCAAACGAACUGAUUGGGACAUGUUUGCUGAACAGGACAUUGACUCCAAUUUUGAUAGUCCAAGUACGAUCGUUGCCAACAAAAAUACCGUUGAUAAUCCUGCCCUAACUGAUAAUUGGGACGACGCUGAAGGUUACUAUCGGGUUCGCAUUGGAGAAGUGUUGGAUAAUCGAUACAUAGUAUCGGGCUUCACCGGUCAAGGUGUGUUCAGUAAUGUGGUUAGCGCUCGAGAUCAAGCCAGAGGCAAUGCAAAUGUGGCGGUCAAAAUAAUCCGAAAUAAUGAAAUUAUGCACAAAACGGGCUUGCGUGAAUUGGAGGUCCUAAAGAAGUUGAACGACGCUGAUCCAGACGAUCGAUACCACUGUCUUCGGCUGCAUCGACACUUUUUCCACAAACAGCAUUUAUGCAUGGUAUUCGAGCCGCUGUCGAUGAAUCUGCGUGAAGUGCUGAAAAAGUACGGCAAAAAUGUGGGCCUUCACAUAAAAGCUGUGCGCAGUUACACGCAACAAUUAUUCUUAGCACUAAAACUGCUGAAGAAAACCGGCAUCCUACACGCCGACAUCAAACCGGACAACAUCCUUGUCAACGAAAGCAAUUUAAUACUGAAGCUGUGUGAUUUUGGCUCAGCGACACAUAUCACUGACAAUGAAAUAACACCGUAUCUUGUAUCACGGUUUUAUCGAGCACCAGAAAUUAUUCUUGGUAUGCAAUAUGAUUAUGGAAUUGAUAUGUGGUCAGCUGGUUGUACUAUUUAUGAAUUGUAUACGGGAAAAAUUUUAUUCAGCGGCAAAUCAAAUAAUCAAAUGUUAAAAUUUUUUAUGGAUUUAAAGGGGAAAAUUCCAAAUAAAGUGAUACGUAAGGGACAAUUCAAAGACCAGCAUUUCGACCAGAAUUGCAAUUUUCUAUCACACGAAAUAGACCGGCUGACUGAACGGGAGAAAAUCGUCGUGAUGCCAGUCAUCAAGCCAACGAGGAGUCUUCAUCAGGAGCUGGUCGCUGACCAAAAUUUGCCUGAUGAUCAACUGCGCAAGGUGUCACAGUUGCGAGAUUUACUCGACUCACUGUUCGCUUUGGACCCCUCAAAGCGCCUGUCCCUAAAUCUGGCACUUGCACAUCCAUUUAUUCAAGAAAAAAUGUAAGAAUUUAUCACAGGCAGCGAUUGAACGACUCGGUUUCUUGACAUGAGAUCGAAUCCUUCAAUGCAGAAGAGAACAUCGAACUUUAGCUCUGAAAAUAUUAUCAAUAAGAUUAAUUGAAAUAUAUGAAAAAUCAAAUCAUGUAAACGAAUCUUCAUUCAAAUGCUGCCCCAUUUUUAAUUCAAUCCAAACAUUUUGAACAAGCGAACAAGUAUAGUUCGAAUUGAAUUUUAAGGAUAUAUUUAUGGUUUAUGUCCAAAAAAAAAAAAAAAACAAAAUACAAAUAAACAUAUUUAAAAAUCUGCACUGACCUGAA